ACUGUCAACAUGCCGAAACGACCGAAUCCUUUCUCUGGUGAAUUUUGUCCCUUUCAACUGAAAACAUUUGUGACUCAACGAGUAGUGAAUAUGGGAGUCAACAAGGAAGCCAAUAUGAAAGUGGUUUAUGAUCGUACAUUACAGCUUCUGAGAGAUGGCCAGAAAACCAUGGCUGCCCAAGAUCAUCAAGGUCAGGAGGUGCAGAUGGCCGAGGACUUCCUGGUGCAGAAUAAUAACGAGUUGAAGACUGAUACAGCUAGUCCAAGCCCUCCAUCUUGCCACAACGAUCAGUUUAGAUUUAGCUCAUCUGGACAGCUAGUUUACAGUAAUUCUCCCCUCAAGAAAGCAAACCAGCAAGAUUGUUCAAAGGUGAUGUGUGCAGUUUGUCGGAAUCCUGGCAUGCCGGUCCACUAUGUUUGUGCCUACUGUGAGAAGAAUCUAUGCUAUGGAUGCAGACAAAUAUGUGUCAACUGUGAGAGUGGGUUCUGCACAAGUUGCUCAACAAUCAAUUAUGAUGAGAGAUGUGACAGGGUGUUCUGCAUGAAUUGCUCAUCCUGAGGAUGUGGGUAUAUAAACCUCGAUGCUGUGAAAUCAGAUCGACUCCGGUUUCUACCAGGAACUGAGCAUGUCACAAAAGAGGAAGUGCUGCCGCAACAACACCCCUGUUUAAUGACUGAAUAACAGGAGCCCUUUGCUAUUUGCUCUAUAAACAAUCAAAUUAGUUGCAUGUUUGUGUGUCUCAACAUUUUUUUUGUGCCAAAGAGAUUCUCGUGCUAACUUUUAAAGAGCCAGAGUUUGAGCUGCAUGCAUAUAUAUUCCAAGUGGGUGUCUGGGUUUUGUGUGACUUGCUCUUGUCUCAGUGUGUUUUAAAUUAUUGUGAAAUACCCUUCGGGUGUAUCUUUAUGCAUUUUUUGUUCUUCAUUUGAUAGCAAGCAUUUCCUCUUAUUUGAAAAGCAGGGUAUUAUUUGGCAAAGAAAAGGAAUAAUGCAUUUUUUUCAUUUUAAGUGCCAGUACUGUGUAUGUUGACAAGAAGUAAGAAUAAAGUCUAAAUGCAAUGAUUGUAUACUGUAGAUGCAUUGUGGUCUAGUAGCUAAGUCACUGAACAGGGUAAAGGGGUUGAAUCCCUGUUACAGCUCUAAUAUUCUAAGGCAAGACAUUAAUGUACUUUUGCCACGCUGUACCCAGGUGAGGUAAAUGGGUACCUGUUAGAAAUUGAUUCCUUCACAUGCUAGAGCCUCAUACUGACAACCAUGCUAAAUCUGUGGUAAUAAUUGUGAAGUGCCAUGUGAAUUGUGAGUGUUACGUCUGAUGUUACCACUUGACAUGAAGCCACUAUUAAUUGUUGUAUUUGUUGAUUGAUUACAAUUGUUUUCUAUACAAAUCACGUACAUUAAGAAAAUAUAUAAUAUUCUUGUAUCUGCACGAUGUAAAUAUACCAUGGCCCCACCCCUACCCAAAGAAGUGUGUUCUUGGAAACCUGAUGAUGCCCGGACUCGUGUGCUUAUUUUAAAAUCAACUGUGUUUCUAAGUCCGUAACUCACAGGAAAGAAUCCUGAAGUGAACUUGGUAGGAAUUUUCAACUGAUGCUAGUGUGUAUGCAAUGUGAAUGGUACAAUGGAGGCAAAUGACUAACUUAGUGCAGACUUGUAUCAAAUCACUCAACUUUGUUGUAGUCUUACUUUUUAAAUUUUCCCUUCAACAGAGAUGUGAAACUUUAAAGAAAUAUGUUACGACCUGACUGUAUGGAUAUUUUUUCUCUUUCACUCACUCUUUCUCUCUCUGUCUCUGUCCCUGUCACACACACAUUCUCUCUCUCUCUCUCUCUCUCUCUCUUACUCUCUCUCUCUCUAAUAUCCACAUCAUGUAGAAUGUAUAGAAUUUUAAUUUACAGCAAA
Molecule: messenger RNA, 1895 nt
Organism: Strongylocentrotus purpuratus (purple sea urchin)
Lineage: Eukaryota; Metazoa; Echinodermata; Echinoidea; Camarodonta; Strongylocentrotidae
Gene: siva1
Product: apoptosis regulatory protein Siva
Exons: 4
Coding region: 10-558 (182 amino acids)
Biological process (GO): extrinsic apoptotic signaling pathway
Molecular function (GO): 2 iron, 2 sulfur cluster binding; CD27 receptor binding
Source: RefSeq, a predicted model, not a curated record